AUGGACCACCCGCCAGCUCCUCCGUCAGACGUACCGCCGCCUCCACCUCCUUCGGAAGAUGUCGCCAUGCCGCCGCCGCCCAUGGCCGAUGUGCCUCCACCGCCGGCCGCAGACAACAUUGAUGAAGAACUCGGCCCCUCGAUGAUGCCCUCGAAGAAGCAAAAGAAGGGCUGGGGUACCGUGAAGCAAAAGAAUCAACCUCUGGACAUCGAAGAGAUCCUCGCGCGCAAAAAGGCCGCAGAUGCAGCAGCCAUGAAGCCAAAGUUCUUGUCGCGAGCCGAGCGUGAACGGAUAGCACAAGAGAAGCGCGAGAAAGAGGCCGCUGAAUCAAAGAAGAAGUCAGAGAUCGAGCGCGAUUCUUACUCGAAGCCUCAGCCGGAUGGCGUCUACGGCCAGGUCAACACUGGUUCACAUCGCUCCAUGGACGGUCGCCCGGCUAUUCCUACUGGCCCUAGGAGUCAAAGAGGAGGCCAACCUCCCUCAGGCCCUUCGGGGUGGAGGAACAAGGAUCAACAUAACAGAGGAUAUGACAUGGCUCCUCCCCCACCGCCCAAGCAAACUGCCAUUAUCAAAGGCAAUCAGACAGCAAAGAAACCCACCCCGGAAGAAGCUGCCCAAGCCUCGAUCCGCCAAAGAUACAUGGGAGCAGAACAGAAUCAGUCAAACUUCUCGGCACAGAAGAAGCGCAAGCGAACGACAGAAAAGAAAUUCAACUUCGAAUGGAACGCAGAGGAAGACACAAGUGCUAAUACCGACCCGCUAUACAAGGACAGAGCUGCCCCUGCUGCCAGACUAGGUGGCUAUGCCGAUGGAGAUGAAACUGCCGCUGAAAAGUACGCCAAGUUGUUGCAAGAGCGCGAUCCGGAGACUGGCAAGCAACGAGCACAGCAGAUUCUGGAAAUGAAGGAAAGACAAAAGGCAUACGAAAGUCGCAACGCCAUCGACAAACAUUGGAGCGAGAAGGAGCUCACACAGAUGCGCGAGAGAGAUUGGCGUAUUUUCAAAGAGGACUUCAACAUCGGCACAAAGGGUGGCUCAAUACCGAACCCAAUGCGUUACUGGCAAGAAUCUGGUCUGCCUAAGCGACUGCUGCAGGUGAUUGACCAAGUUGGCUAUACGGAUCCCUCGCCCAUUCAAAGAGCAGCUAUUCCUGUUGCUCUACAAGCUCGCGACUUGAUCGGUGUUGCCGUCACUGGUUCCGGUAAAACUGCCGCUUUCCUCUUGCCUCUCCUGGUCUACAUUUCCGAACUGCCCGCCUUGAACGAACUCACUAAGAACGACGGCCCAUACGCCAUCAUUCUCGCACCCACUCGUGAAUUGGCCCAACAGAUUGAAAUCGAAGCAAAGAAAUUCGCAACACCAUUAGGCUUCACUUGUGUUUCCAUUGUCGGUGGUCACCAAAUCGAAGAACAGGCCUACAAUCUCCGCAACGGUGCCGAAAUUAUCAUUGCCACUCCAGGUCGUCUUGUUGACUGUAUUGAACGCCGCGUCCUCGUCCUCUCUCAAUGCUGCUACAUCAUCAUGGAUGAAGCCGAUCGCAUGAUCGAUCUCGGCUUCGAAGAGCCCGUCAACAAAAUCCUCGACGCUCUCCCGGUAGGCAAUGAAAAGCCAGAUACUGAAGAAGCUGAGGAUUCCAAAGCCAUGCAAAUGCACGUUGGCGAACGAGGACGUUACCGUCAAACAAUGAUGUACACAGCCACCAUGCCCGCAGCUGUUGAAAGGAUUGCCAGAAAGUACCUUCGUCGCCCUGCAAUAGUAACUAUCGGAAACGUAGGUGAAGCGGUAGACACAGUCGAACAACGCGUCGAGUUUGUCAGCGGUGAAGACAAACGCAAAAAGCGUUUGGCAGAGAUCUUGUCCAGCAGAGAAUUCGCACCCCCGAUCAUUGUCUUCGUCAACAUCAAGCGCAACUGCGACGCUGUGGCAAAAGACAUCCAACGAAUGGGUUAUUCGGCCGUCACUUUGCACGGUUCAAAAACGCAAGAACAAAGAGAAGCAGCACUGCUUUCGGUGCGCGAAGGCAAGACCGAAGUUCUCGUCGCCACAGAUCUCGCAGGUCGUGGUAUCGAUGUUCCUGACGUUUCGCUGGUUGUCAACUUCAACAUGGCUACAAACAUUGAGUCUUACACUCAUCGUGUUGGUCGUACUGGUCGUGCUGGCAAGAGUGGUGUGGCUAUCACGUUCCUUGGCUCUGAAGAUAACGAUGUGCUUUAUGAUCUCAAGCAGAUGCUUGGAAAGAGUGCUAUCUCAAGGGUACCAGAGGAGUUGAGAAAGCAUGAGGCAGCGCAGCAAAAGAGUCAAAGAGGCGGUAACAGGAAGGCCGUUGAGGAAAGCAGCGGAUUCGGAGGUAAGGGUGGUGGUUGGGCGUAG
Molecule: messenger RNA, 2370 nt
Organism: Aureobasidium pullulans EXF-150
Lineage: Eukaryota; Fungi; Ascomycota; Dothideomycetes; Dothideales; Saccotheciaceae
Product: DEAD-domain-containing protein
Exons: 1
Coding region: 1-2370 (789 amino acids)
Biological process (GO): mRNA splicing, via spliceosome
Cellular component (GO): catalytic step 2 spliceosome
Molecular function (GO): ATP binding; RNA helicase activity; RNA binding
Source: RefSeq, a predicted model, not a curated record